AUGAAAAAGGGUGAUAACUACGAUACAGCAGUGCUCGUUUUUGUAAUGUUCACUGUAUUGGUUAACCAUGUCUUCACGGCUACGUACGGAGGUGCCUUCCGCUUCGCCGUUCUGCGUAACUGGAGUGUUAUCAUAUUUUACGCCUGUUUCAUGGUUCUAACUUUUGCUCUACUCUGGGUUGAUCCUUGUGAUCUGUCCUGCGUCUACCGUGUCAGUUGUGACAGCGGCUCGUCACUCGCUACGGGAUCGAUACCGUUUGUCAGCCAAUUCUCAGUUGGAAACAUUGGUGGAUGCUUCCUGGGUCCUCAAGUACAUCGCUAUCAGCAGCUAGGAUACGCAAAUUGGGUUCCAUCACCAGAACAUAGCUGUCUACCGCCUCAAGAAGCAUUGGCGACCUUGCCCUAUGACAGCCCGGAAAUAUCGGCUCUCGGUUACGAUGGGCCAAAUAACGCCUUUUCAACUGUCUAUAGAAUUUUCUUGACGGUACUACUCGCCGUAACGGUCUUGCUGAUGCACCUAUUCGUGAAAGUGGGGCUUUUAGGACCCGGUGCUGCCUUCUUCCGUUCAAGGGCUCGUCUCGCCAAGACCUAG
Molecule: messenger RNA, 591 nt
Organism: Perkinsus marinus ATCC 50983
Lineage: Eukaryota; Perkinsozoa; Perkinsida; Perkinsidae
Exons: 1
Coding region: 1-591 (196 amino acids)
Source: RefSeq, a predicted model, not a curated record